CAACAGUAUAAGUUACACGUAACUGGUGCGGAUUCCCAACUACAUUCAGUAGAUAUGGGCGGGGUUUCUGUGGAUCUCUAUAUAUUGGACAUGGUCUGGACAGCUGCCUGUGCUGUCGCUAUACGCUGGGCAAGAGCUAUGAAUAUCUAUCACCACUGUAUAGUUACUGUUCUGUUCCUAGCUGUUGUCGGGGAUAUUGGAUCAGUGCUAAACACGCUAUGGAGUUCUGGGUUCGAACUAGCCUCGUCGUCAUCCGGAUUUCUUCUCCCAGUGGCUGAAUCUGUUCAAUCAGGUGUGUUGCAUAAAAUUCAGCAAAACAAAGGCAAAAAAAAUAACACUAUAUUGAAGCACAAACUCCAAGGAAAAAACGGCACAAAUAGAAUAAGAUGGGGGAAGAAGAACAAAGGAGACAAAAAACAUUGGACUGUCGAUGAUAAAAAGAAGGUUUUUAAACCUAAAUGGUGGAAAAAGGAACACAAAUGGUGGAAUAAGGAACAUGUUAAAGGACACGGCAAGGCAGGUGCGCGCGGGAACCGGAGGUUUGGUCAGAAGGGUGGAAACGGACGAUGGGGCGGUGGAAGCAGGAACAGGACCAACAGCACGUCGAGUAGGGGGCGGGGCUGGAGGCAGGGCUGGAGUAAACACUGGAAACUGGACGGCUAGAAGACGUUCGAUUGAAAAUGGUCAAUGACAUGGAUCAUAGUGUAUACCGAAAUUUUAAAAUCAAAUUUCUUGUUUGUGAUUUUUUUGCUUUGAACUUGAAACAUAUCCGUGGUCUGAUUUAGAAAAAAGAAAUUAAAACAUUAUAUUGAUA
Molecule: messenger RNA, 814 nt
Organism: Magallana angulata
Lineage: Eukaryota; Metazoa; Mollusca; Bivalvia; Ostreida; Ostreidae
Exons: 1
Source: RefSeq, a predicted model, not a curated record